Molecule: messenger RNA, 336 nt
Organism: Aspergillus saccharolyticus JOP 1030-1
Lineage: Eukaryota; Fungi; Ascomycota; Eurotiomycetes; Eurotiales; Aspergillaceae
Exons: 1
Coding region: 1-336 (111 amino acids)
Source: RefSeq, a predicted model, not a curated record
AUGGCUGGUUCGCUCGUGCGGCACCUACAGCCUCGAGGUCUGGUCCAAAUUGUGAAAGCGCCACGGCUCGCCUGUCUUCCGCCACUACCACGCCAUGCCUACCUGCUGCCAGAGAUGCUGAAAGUAUUGCACCAGCACGACGCACAGACGCUCUUCCAGCCAGACUUCUUUGAGAACCGUCGCUCGGCCGCGCUUAACGCGACAUUUCGGGUGGUGCAGCCGGUCGCGCAGUAUGAGGGAGCGGCGGUCGAGCUUGGGUAUGCGGUGGGAACGCGGGGUAACGGGGUGGACUUGCCGAGUUGGCCCGUGGAUCUGAGGACGGAGACUGUGCGGUGA